Molecule: messenger RNA, 1542 nt
Organism: Cyprinodon tularosa
Lineage: Eukaryota; Metazoa; Chordata; Actinopteri; Cyprinodontiformes; Cyprinodontidae
Product: synaptic vesicle membrane protein VAT-1 homolog
Exons: 6
Coding region: 168-1460 (430 amino acids)
Molecular function (GO): oxidoreductase activity
Source: RefSeq, a predicted model, not a curated record
UUGUUGAGUGAGUCGCACUUUCGGGGACUUGGAGAGCAGAGCUCGGCUUUGUUGAAGACACGACCGUCUGUUGUGAGAAGCAUUUUAUUCAUGACGGCUUUUUAAACUUGAGACAUUUUCCGAACCUACAGACUCCAGCAAAAACACCCCCUUUGAAAGCGGCCAUCAUGUCUGGUGAAGAGGGUCCAGCUCAGCAGCAAGAACCGGAGCAGGUGAAGAAGCCAGAUGAACCUCCACCGGCUGAAGCCGCUGAAGCCAAGCCGGAGUCAAGCAGCAGCAGCCCGGCUGCAGCCGAGGAGGAGCAGCCCAUCUCCUACCGAGCUCUGGUUCUCACCGGGUACGGCGGCUACGACAAGAUCAAGCUGCAGGUGAAGAGCAUGAAGAAGUCGCAGUUGAAGGCUGGAGAGGUCCUUGUUCGGGUCAAGGCGUGUGGUCUGAACUUCGCCGAGCUGCUGGGGAGGCAGGGGCUGUACGAUCUGCUGCCAGCCCCGCCCGUCACCAUGGGGAUGGAGGGCUCCGGGGUGAUCGAGGCGGUGGCGGAGGAUGUGACGGAUAGAAAAGUCGGAGAUCGUGUCAUCGCCAUGAAGCGCCACGGCAUGUGGCAGGAAGUAGCGGUGGUGCCCGCCAACCGCACCUUCCCCAUUCCAGAGGCGAUGAGCUUUGAGGAAGCGGCUGCUCUCCCUAUCAACUACAUGACAGCCUACAUGAUGCUCUUUGAGAUGGCCAAUCUCAGGCCAGGCAAAAGCGUUUUGAUUCACAUGGCUGCUGGUGGUGUGGGUAUUGCUGCUACCCAGCUGUGUCAGACCGUGCAGGAUGUGACGAUUUUUGGCACAGCGUCGGCUUCCAAACACGAGACCAUCAGCCAAGGCGGUGUUACUCACCCCAUCGACUACCGAACCAAAGACUAUGUGACUGAAAUACGAAAAAUUAACCCAAAGGGUGUGGAUAUCGUCCUGGACCCCCUUGGUGGUGCUGACACUCAAAAAGGCUUUGGUUUGCUUAAACCUCUAGGCAUGCUUAUAGUCUUUGGUACUGCCAACUGUGUGACAGGCCAGAAGAAGAACCUGCUGGCUAUGGCAAAGACCUGGUACAACCAGCUCACCCUCAACACCCUGAAACUAAUGCAAACCAACAAGGCCAUCGCUGGCUUCCACCUGGGCUACAUUACAGAUGAGGAGCUCUUUGAGAGAACUCUGGUUAAGCUGCUGGAGCUGUACCAGCAGGGGAAGAUCAAGCCACGCAUUGACUCCUGCUAUCAUUUUGAGGAGGUCACUGAAGCCAUGAAGCGAAUGCACGAUCGUCAAAAUAUCGGAAAAGUCAUACUUAUUCCCGAGCCUAAGAAGAGUGAAGAGAAGCCGCAUUCCAAUGCAGAGGAGGCGGAAAAUGUGGGGAAAAAUGAAGCUGCCGUCAGCGACCAGAAAGAGGAGGCUGCAGUGGAAGUUGAAGCAGAAAAGGAUUAAGUAAGAGUUCAUUUUAGUGGCAUUUCCAGCACUCCAUCCACAAAUCUGUCCUUUUUUUAGGAAAAAAAAAGGAGAAAAAAAA